AUAUUUUCCUCGCAAAGUGAAAGUGAAAGUGCUGCAAACGACGGUGGCAAGCGACGCUUCUCAUUUUCCCACUUCCACGAGGACAAUUGCAGCAAAAAUAUCCGAAGCUGACUUCAGAUCUCUACAUCUAAAUCCGAACUACGUCCUAAUUUCCUUCUCUGAAGACGACACCUCGAGUUGCACCUCGGAUAUUCGGCGCCGGGAUUACGCCACUACAAUGGGUCUACAGAUGAUGUACCUUUUGACGCUUCUAAGUACAUCGUUGUUUAGUGCCUCUGUUACAGGCUCCCCUGUGGUUGUAGUUGGCCCCCCUGUCACAGUGCACCAAGGCCACACGGCCAUAUUACCAUGCUGGCUCAAUCCACCACAAAAUGCAGAGGAUUUGGAGGUACAGUGGUACCGUUCUGAUCGCUUUGACAGCCCGAUUGUACUUUCAUCAAAGAAGUUUGAUGCAUCCAAGGAGGCUUCCUACAUAGGUCGAGUCUCAUUUGGGCUGAAGGAUGCAUCGUCCGGUGGGCUGACUGGAGGUGACGUGAGCCUGAAGCUGGUGAACGUCACGAUUGAGGACGCGGGAGAUUACACUUGUUACGUCAGCAGUGAACAGGGUUAUGACCGAGAGAACGUGAAACUUCAUGUGAUAGAAAUGGGAACCCACCCUCUUCUGUCAGCAGUGUGGAGAGAAGAUAACUCAGUGCAUGUGAGCUGUGAAUCUCAAGGAUGGUAUCCAGAGCCGAAGCUGCGCUGGUCGGACCAGAAGCAGGAUCUCACCCCAAAAGUACUGAAGUACAACAAUGUCUCCUCUGGUCUUGUGUCAGUCCGCAGCUGGCUCCUAGUCCCCACCUCCUCCGAGGUUUCCUGCUCAGUAGGUCUCCCUGACGGAGAGGCAAAGGAGUCAAGAAUGCGCCUGGAAAAACCUGCUAAACAGGAUUCAGGAUUCUCGGCUGGAUGGGUGGCCUUCGCUAUUCUCCUCAUAGCCGCGCUAUCUUCACUUGGACUGCUUUUCUACAAAAGGAGAGAUCUAUUGUGUGCCAAGGACAAGUUGGAGAGAAACCAAGCUGAGGAGAAUGAGAAACUUUUAAAACAAGUAGUUAAGCCAACAGCUUUUGAAGAGGCCAGGAGCUAUUACGUAAAUAUUACACUUGAGACAGGAAAAUCCAUACCUCAAAAUCAAAGACACUAAGCUGAGAGACAACAUUGGUGCAGAAUUUCCUGAUGGACUCGAUGUUAUCCUGUCUCACUGCUACCAAAGGAACACCUGGCUUCUCUUCUGGACAACACUACUGGGAGGUUUCUUUGGGGAAUUCAGACCUCAAAC
Messenger RNA from Lates calcarifer (barramundi perch), 1315 nucleotides. RefSeq names its product butyrophilin subfamily 1 member A1. NCBI's taxonomy places the organism in Eukaryota, Metazoa, Chordata, Actinopteri, Centropomidae. The transcript has 9 exons. The coding region runs from base 218 to 1180 and encodes 320 amino acids. The record is from RefSeq and is a predicted model, not a curated record.